GGCGCAACAAUAGCCAGCUGCGGACCGGCAGUGCGUCCGUUCGGCCGCUGGGUGUCUGCACUCUGGCUCUAGUGAGGGAGGUCUGUCCGUGGUUUCCGGAAGAGAGGGUGUGACACAUGGGACACACACACACACACACAAACACACACGUCUCAGGUCAGCCACAGCUGAUCCUCAGAAACACUUAUCGCACAGAAGCCUGUACGGAUGCUCUGUGUCAACGAUCGGCUGUGAGUGGAGUGAAUCAAACAGGCACCGUGCAUCCAAACGGGACAUCCCUCUCCCUUUUGACUUGAACGCGUAAAUGGACUCAAACACGCCCGACUACUCCUUUGGCUGUGGUGGAACGCUGCGACCGGAGGCUGGCCCAGCUCCCGUUGAUGCUGGUGGGCGCUCCCCAGUACUCUCCCUGCAACCUGCUCCUGCCUCCCCGCCCACCAUGGCUAUGAGCAGUGACCCUGGCCGUGAGAUGCUGGACCCCGACUCUGACAAACGGACCAGCAGUCUCGCAGACAAAAUGACUGCCUUGACAACGGAGGACUCCAGCGGCUCUGCGUCCAACGGCGUGAGGAAUGGCGGGGCUCAGCAGGACGCGGCUCAGGCCAAGAAGACUCGUGCGCUGCGGCCUCACCUGACUGGGAGGAAGUUGUCGCUGCAGGAGCGAGGCACUUACCUGUCAGGCUCUGGGGGAGGAUAUACGCACACAUCCCCUCGUGUGGCUCGCAGGCCCACCGUGGAGUCUAAGCGUGUGUCCAUCUCAGAUGAUCAGGACUGUAUCCAGUUGAACCAGUAUAAGCUGAAGAGUGAGAUUGGAAAGGGCUCCUACGGUGUAGUCAAACUUGCCUACAAUGAGGAUGAUGACAAACAUUAUGCCAUGAAGCUGGUGUCUAAGAAGAAGUUGAUGAAGCAGUGUGGUUUUCCACGUCGCCCACCCCCAAGAGGACCCAAAGCGGCCCAAGGAGAGCAGCCCAAAAUCUUAGGACCCCUGGAGAGGGUCUACCAAGAGAUUGCCAUCCUUAAAAAACUGGACCAUGUCAACAUUGUCAAGCUGGUGGAGGUGCUGGAUGAUCCAGCGGAGGACAACCUUCACAUGGUGUUUGAGCUGAUGCCUAAGGGUCCAGUGAUGGAAGUGCCCUCAGACAAUCCUUUUUCAGAGGAGCAGACGAGGUUAUACUUCAGAGACAUCAUCCUGGGCAUUGAGUACUUGCACUACCAGAAAAUUGUCCACCGGGACAUCAAGCCUUCUAACUUGCUACUGGGGGACGAUGGCCACGUGAAGAUAGCAGACUUUGGGGUCAGCAACCAGUUUGAGGGCAACGAUGCUUUGCUGUCCAGCACUGCUGGCACUCCUGCAUUUAUGGCUCCAGAGACCCUUUCAGACACACGAAAGAGCUUCAGUGGAAAAGCGCUGGACGUGUGGGCCAUGGGAGUUACUCUCUACUGUUUCGUCUUCGGGAAGUGCCCCUUUAUUGACGAGUACAUAUUGGCUUUGCACAAUAAGAUAAGGACCAAGCUUGUGGAUUUCCCAGAAACACCAAAGAUCAGUGAAGAGCUGCGGACUCUGAUCUUGUGUAUGCUGGACAAGAACCCAGACACCAGGAUCACCAUGCCUGAAAUCAAGAUGGACCAGUGGGUGACCCAGAGAGGCACUGAUCCUUUGCCUCUGGAGGAGGAGCACUGCUCUGUGGUGGAGGUGACAGAGGAGGAAAUCCAGAAUUCAGUCAAGUUUGUUCCCAGCCUCUCUGCAGUGAUUUUGGUAAGAGCCAUGCUGAGGAAGCGCUCCUUCGGUAACCCCUUUGAGUGCCCGAGCAGGAGAGAGGAGAGGUCCAUGUCUGCACCUGGCAGCCUGCUCAUAAAGAGCAGCACAGGAGACGGACCCAGAGAAGGAGAGCUGGAGGACCUGCAUGAAGACGAGCCCUCCUCUUGAGUCUUAAUGACGCUCCUCCCUUCAACAGAGCUCUGUCUUAAACUCCAUCGUCUUUCCAUUCCUUUGCUUGAACCACAGUGUGCCCACCCCUUCAUCCUUCAAAUCCGUGACACACCGCAGGCGUAUCACUCUAUACACUGGACAGACACUGCUGGAUCACUUGCGUUUACGUUUACUUAUUUCCUUCCCUCUUCAGCCUCAGAGUUUCCUUCUUAAUCCCAAUCCCCCACAAUUCCCUUCUCUAAUGUGGAGUCCUCUGGGCACUGACGAUCUACAAUGUUGCUUGUCUUAACUGCUCACUGUUGUGACUGGCAUCCGUGAACUGAUAAGAGGAACUCUGCUAAAUUUCUGGAUCAUUAACAGUUUGAAUUAUUGUUGCGGAAGAACGGCACAAACAUGUUUGUCAGCUGGCAGUACACUGUAAUGUGGGGGAAAAAACUGCCAAACUCAGUUCUUUUUUUUUUUUUUUUUUUUUUUUUAUACCCGUGUGCAUGGAUGAACAGUUGGGCCUCAUCAUCAGACUGUCGACAGCCACCUGUCCCAGUCAGGCGAAGAGAAUAAUCAUCACAGAUUUCAGCAUGUAAAUGACACUAUAUUGUCUCUUCAGUGAACUACAGUGCUUUGUUUUAAAUUAUUUAUCGGUUAUCGUCUCACAGCCCUUUUCUUGUGUGUGCGCCAUCAGCUUUUACACUGGAAGGUCCAAGUCCUUCCAGUGCUGGCCUGACUGGUUGAACGUCUCUUACAGGAAGGAAAGGAAGUCAGCUGUCUGAGGCCGGUCACACAGAAAGGACUACAUCAUGUCUACUGUAAUGUGUAAUUAUUUCUGUUAGAACUCAUUUCACACUUCCUCUCCUACACUUUGUUUGUCUGAUUUCUUUUCUCUAACACUGUCUCUUUCCCUUUUAUGUCAUACAGUAACCCUUGAUUUGAUGUGAAGUAAUUGCGACAGAUAUUGGAGCCUUAUGAAGUGGAUGUUUGAUGGCGAAUGUGAACACUGUAAACUACUCCGAUGGCCUAUACCUUAAAUAAUUCCCCCUACAAAUUAGAAUGUAUUAUUGUACAACGCUCUUUGAUGCAGAGCUGAUUUGAAGGCAUGAAUAAUCUUAUUGUCUAAGUUAAACAUCAAUGAGUGCUCUAACAGAAGAAAUUGAAUCAGUUAUCCAGGCUCAGUGACUGUACACACAUUCUUAUUAAGGGGGAUGGGAGGACAGAAAAGGGGGAGGCUUAUAUAAGUUUCCUUUUUGCUGAGGGGAGGGUAGUGGGACUUUUUGGAAGUGCAGAUCUUUUUUUUUUCUACCACCCCAAAUAUAUAUUUCAGUAUUCCCUAGCAGAAUAAAAUAAAGGGAAUCAGGUGUUCAGGUGUGCACAGUGGGUCAUAGAGACAACAAUCCCUGCGCUGUUUAAGGGACAUUUAAGGGGUUAAAUGUUAACCCUACCAAGACCCAAGUAUGUCCUAUAAACCCAGCCUAUAUUAUAAAUCAAUCUGAGCCUUUUAUGUUUGCCUUAAAUCUCACUCUGAAUCUAGCUGGCUAUUGUGAAAAUUAUUAUCCCAUAUGCAUUUUUAUAAUUAUAUGAAAGUAUAUCUAUAAAAUAUAAAUGAGAUUGAAUUUAAAUUAGGUUUCAAUUAGAUUACAGGACCACAAAUUCGAAGUUUCGAAUAAUAAUAAUAAUAAUUUGAAUAAUGAAGGAUUGUGCAAUGUUAAACUAACUAGUUUGCCUGCCGGCCGUUUUUAAAGAUCCAACUAGUAAUACGUGUUUGUAGAGUAGUGUGCUAGGUAAGUGAUAAAAAGUGAUUUGAGCUCUUUGUUUGCCAUUCAAAGUGGUUCGCUAACUCUGUGACGCCGACUCAAAUCAUUGAGAGCACGUGUGGCUCCGCAGCAGCUCAGCCUCAGAUGAAUGUUAAUAGAACUCCAUUUUGAUUUUAUUUUUGACCUCCUCUCUUGCUGGCCUGGGUAGUCGCCCUGUUAGAGAAAGCGUGUUUGGCUCUGAUCACUUGAACGGCAGUGAAAAGGAGAAUCUCAGCGUCAUGAUUAGGCCCAGGCUGCCAACGUCAAGACUUGAGCUUUGCAGUUCCUCUGUUAAUCUUGGCCUCAGUGGCCUUCAGUCAAUCAGAAUGGGAAACAGUUUCACCUACUGUGUUUAGGGAUUGAUGUUCACAGAGGCAGGGACGUUUAUGCAUUACAAACCAGAGAUUAUCGUGGGUGCUGGAGAUUGUAAAGCUUUAUACUGUAUCUUUAUUUAAUUGUUCAGUAAAAGAGGUGGUAAUGUGUACAGGAAAAAUGAAUAUCUUAAUGUGAAGUUGUCUAAAAUGUUGUAUACGCAGUUUGAAAUCUAGCAAGACUCAUUUAAUAAUGGUUUUCUUUAGUGUUCGUUCCUUCUCCCUGCUGAGGAAGAUGUGAAGUGAAAGGAGGUGCAGGUCUUUUUGCACCUUUUUAAUGAAAGGCUGUUUGAACCCCAAACAUUUGUGAUGGGAUGUUCUAACUUAUCAGACCCAAACGGAAUCUGCAGAUUUUUUUUAUUUAGUUUUUUACAGUUUUCAGCGGUGAUACAGGAUGAACAUUUUGCGGGGGGUUUUCUGCUUGGGGGGUGGAAAUGUUUUAACAUUCUGAGUUUCAUUUAAUUUUGUUCAAAUUUGUUUGACGUCUGUAAAAAAAAAAAA
Messenger RNA from Perca flavescens (yellow perch), 4586 nucleotides. RefSeq names its product calcium/calmodulin-dependent protein kinase kinase 1, alpha a (gene camkk1a). The transcript has 16 exons. Gene Ontology annotation, molecular function: protein serine/threonine kinase activity; ATP binding. Bases 305 to 1927 code for a protein of 540 amino acids. Lineage: Eukaryota; Metazoa; Chordata; Actinopteri; Perciformes; Percidae. The record is from RefSeq and is a predicted model, not a curated record. Gene Ontology annotation, biological process: CAMKK-AMPK signaling cascade; protein phosphorylation.